UAAUCCGGAAAGUGACGCUAAUCAACCCCCUACGCAUCCUUCCGCUUCUUCCCAUUUCCCCGCAUCGGCGACGCCACAGGAGUCACACCCCCACCUCCGAAACCCUAGCAAUGGAGCCCAAAUCCACCACCCCUCCGCCGCCCCCCGUCUUGGGCGCGCCCGUCACGUACCCUCCGGGCGCCGCGUACGCCGCCCCCGGCGCCGUCGCCUACCCGGCGGCGGCGUUCUACCCCCCUCCGCCGCCCCCUCCUCCCCCCGCCGCCGCGGGGCAGCAGCAGCAGGGCGCCGCGACGCAGCAGCAGCUGCAGAUGUUCUGGGCGGAGCAGUACCGCGAGAUCGAGACCGCCACCGACUUCAAGAACCACAACCUGCCCCUCGCCCGCAUCAAGAAGAUCAUGAAGGCAGACGAGGACGUCCGCAUGAUCGCCGCCGAGGCCCCCGUCGUCUUCGCCCGGGCCUGCGAGAUGUUCAUCCUCGAGCUGACGCACCGCGGGUGGGCGCACGCCGAGGAGAACAAGCGCCGCACGCUGCAGAAGUCCGAUAUCGCCGCCGCCGUCGCGCGCACCGAGGUCUUCGACUUCCUCGUCGACAUCGUGCCGCGGGACGAGGCAAAGGACGCCGAGGCCGUCGUCGGGGCCGGGAUUCCGCACCCCGCUGCUGGCAUGCCCACCACCGACCCCAUGGCAUACUACUAUGUCCAGCCGCAGUAACCCAUUUCUUAUCUUAAAGUAGCUUGGAGCCUUGCGAAUUUUAGUAAACUAUUAAAAGUGUGCUGUUGUUUCCCUUGUUCUGUUGUUGCAAUGCCGCCUAAUAACUUUAAGAUGGCGUGAUGAUCAUCUGAUAUGCCCCCUCUUGAGUAUAAGCGAUUCAAUUUCAGAUUUGAGAGAGGAAGGCUGUAUGAUGGUGAUGAUUCAUGCCAUAAUUAUUAUUUGUGUAGUACUCUCUGAUUAUUGUUAUGGGUGAUCUUGUCCAACUUCAUCUGC
Phragmites australis (common reed) is the source of this 983-nucleotide messenger RNA. Its product is annotated as nuclear transcription factor Y subunit C-6-like. The transcript has a single exon. Gene Ontology annotation, cellular component: nucleus. Gene Ontology annotation, biological process: regulation of DNA-templated transcription. Gene Ontology annotation, molecular function: DNA-binding transcription activator activity, RNA polymerase II-specific; protein heterodimerization activity. NCBI's taxonomy places the organism in Eukaryota, Viridiplantae, Streptophyta, Magnoliopsida, Poales, Poaceae. Bases 111 to 710 code for a protein of 199 amino acids. The record is from RefSeq and is a predicted model, not a curated record.